AUGCCAUACUUGACUAUCUACUGUAAAAUGUUUAAGCGACUUCAAAAUAUGAGGUCUCCAAGGAAGAGGCAAGGUUCUGUUCCACAACGAGGGAAGGCGAAGAAGUCUCUAUUUGACUCGGACAACACUGAUGCAGAUGGCACUACACAUUCUUUUGACUCUGAUUGUACCAUACCUCUUGAGAGCCACGAUGAUCUCAGCGAUGACAACCAAAGUGCCAAGUGUUUCUCGCCAGAGAGAUCUUCUACCCCUUGCUCCUCCAAACCGGUGGCUUCAAAACCAAAACCCAGAAAUGAUGCUGAAGUGGACAGUCUGAAAGUGCAGGCCAGGCACUAUAAAACUUUAAGUGCAAUGUAUAAAAAAAAAAAUUCAAACCCCAACCAGAGCGACGUUGCUCAAGUACUAAACCUAGAGUUCAAAGCACGUCGGGCGUUCAUAGACUCAAAUGUCACGCGUGAGGAAGAGAGGCCUGCAAAAAUAUUGCAAGCCUACCCAUGCUUUAAGGACCCAAAACAUGCUAUAGAUGAGCUGUGCAGGAUUGUUGGGGGCACCAACACCAAAUACCUCCUGGAAACCAAGGAAAGAUGGUCAGAUUUUUCAAAAAAAGUCCAAUUCUUUGGAAUUUGGAAAAAGGCCAUGAAGCCUCCAUUGCCUUUGGAUGUUCAUGGAGCGGAUUUUAUGAUUGGUGUCUUGAGCGCACUCCCUUCACUUUUCUCUUCCCCAGCUGUACCCCCCAAAAAAAUGGCAAACGCUAGUGAAUCUCUGAUUCACAUACUCAAGUCUGAGGAGGACCCAGCCCUCUACUUGACAAAGCGUCCGCUAUUCACACCACUACUACUCUUCGAUGGAACAACGUGCAUAAUUGCAGUGGGCAAUGAACCAAUUUGCACCCUUCCGAAAGAGGACAUUUCUGAGGCAAUGUUGGUGAUAAUGGCCUACUACUACACAUUGCACCUUACAUAUCCAAAGUGUGUUGCAACAGUCCUCUCGGUGAUCCAGACAGAGUUAAACUGCUGA
This is a messenger RNA of Knipowitschia caucasica, 1017 nucleotides long. Lineage: Eukaryota; Metazoa; Chordata; Actinopteri; Gobiiformes; Gobiidae. The record is from the annotation of a GenBank genome assembly.